Molecule: messenger RNA, 771 nt
Organism: Blumeria graminis f. sp. triticale
Lineage: Eukaryota; Fungi; Ascomycota; Leotiomycetes; Helotiales; Erysiphaceae
Source: the annotation of a GenBank genome assembly
CCUGCUACUUAUUUCACCCCCUCACCUGCUCAACUAACCAGAUCGAGUCUUGUCAUUGCAAAAAGUAAUACCACACAGAAAUCGGCCUACUCCAAUCUCACCCAUCUUUACUCAAUUAUCAUGGCCCAAGCACCUGUCACCCCGUCGUUUAAACUCGUUUUGGUCGGUGAUGGAGGAACCGGAAAGACUACUUUUGUUAAACGCCACACAACUGGAGAAUUCGAGAAAAAGUAUAUAGCAACUCUUGGUGUGGAAGUUCAUCCUCUAAAAUUUAACACGAAUCUUGGAGAAAUACAGUUCGAUGUUUGGGACACCGCAGGGCAAGAGAAGUUUGGAGGUUUACGAGAUGGAUACUACAUUAAUGGAAAAUGUGGUAUCAUCAUGUUUGAUGUUACUUCUCGAAUCACCUACAAGAACGUUCCCAACUGGCACCGUGACCUAGUGCGAGUAUGCGAAAAUAUCCCCAUAGUUCUUACCGGAAACAAAGUUGAUGUUAAAGAAAGAAAAGUAAAGGCUAAGACAAUUACUUUUCACCGAAAGAAAAACCUGCAAUAUUACGACAUCUCUGCUAAGUCAAAUUACAACUUUGAGAAGCCGUUCCUAUGGCUAGCACGAAAGCUUGUCGGUAACCCGGCUUUGGAAUUCGUUGCAGCUCCAGCACUCGCCCCUCCUACUGCCACUGUCGAUCACGCACUCCUCGCACAAUAUGAGAAAGAGAUGCAUGAAGCAGCUCAAAUGCCUCUUCCGGACGAAGAUGAUGCAGAUUUGUAG